Rhagoletis zephyria (snowberry fruit fly) is the source of this 3069-nucleotide messenger RNA. RefSeq names its product 5-hydroxytryptamine receptor 2A (gene 5-HT2A). The record is from RefSeq and is a predicted model, not a curated record. NCBI's taxonomy places the organism in Eukaryota, Metazoa, Arthropoda, Insecta, Diptera, Tephritidae. Gene Ontology annotation, molecular function: neurotransmitter receptor activity; serotonin binding; G protein-coupled serotonin receptor activity. Gene Ontology annotation, cellular component: plasma membrane; dendrite. Gene Ontology annotation, biological process: chemical synaptic transmission; serotonin receptor signaling pathway; G protein-coupled receptor signaling pathway, coupled to cyclic nucleotide second messenger.
UGGACAACAAACAACACAACAACAAAUGCUAAUAUCAUCCACCCAUAUAGUUGCCGGUUGGCAAGUAUCGCCUGGACGCAGCUCUGGGAAGCUGAUAUUUGGUGCCAGCCAAAAGCAAAUAACAGCGACAAAACCAGUGAGGGUAGCUAUGUGGGCAACAGCAGCUUUGCUGGAGCACAAAGUGCGGAGGCAACAAACUCCGCAAAUUACGCCACCAACAUAAACCCGCCCCUCACAACUGCGCCAUUCGCACUCAGUCAAACAUACCGCUGCGUGCUUAGCAAAUUCGAUGUGGCAUUGCGUAGGGCACGCUACAAAUGUCAAGCGAUUGCAACGGGCAGUACCGAGGUGCCAGCAGAAGUGGAGAAAAACGAUAUUGAUGACGCAUUGGCGGAGGCAGUGUCCGAAGCGAUGGUGCAUCCCAGCUGUUACGGUGCCUCGGCUGCGAAAGGCGCCGAUUGCGUAAUGAAUACAGAAGUGAUAGUGCAACAGUUGCAGCAACCGGUGGCCGAUUUUAAUUUGGCGCUGCAGCAACAACAGCAAUUAAAAGAUGAUCCUCUUCGUCAUUUAGUUAAUAGUAUUAAUAUAAGUGAGACAACAACUACAGCCUGCAACGUAGUACAAAGUCAAACGCUGUACUGUGAUCAGUCAACGACAGUCGCCAGCAUAUUCGAGAGUGGCAUGCAAGCAGCGGCUUCGACAACAACAAACACAGCAGCAGAAAGUGUGUUUAACGUCACCGCCGCCAGUGCGGGCAAAGCCGAUUUUGCUUCCAGCAACAGCAAUGCUUCCAUCUUAGACAACUUUAUUUGCUAUCUGCGCAUACAAUACGAACAAAUAACCGCUUCAAUCAACCAACCACCCGCCUACCAUAAACCGCCGCAAUCCGACGCCGCGUACGAGGAAUUGCUGCCGCACAACUUGACUGAUAGCUUUAGCGCCAGCAGCGAUUUCAGCCACAACACUUUCAGUGGCGCUUGGCAGCAUUUUCUUAACGUCACUAGCAGCAGCAACAGCGGCGCCAGCGACAGUAGCAGACUGACUUCGAGUGAAUGGCUGCCGCAGUUGGGCGCUCAUCUGCUAAACGCCACUGCUGGACAAUUGAACCAGAGUUGGCUUGUUGGCGGUUAUAAUGAAUCACUCUGGUCGUGGAAUACAUUUGAUUUGCUAUCGAAUGCAAGCGGCGCUGCCAGAAGAGAUCUUAAUGCGGCGACAUUCCCACUAAGCACCACUACAACUGAAAUUCCUAGCGAUUCACUAGCUUCGCUAUGGGGGCCACGCAAUCUAAGCGUUGACUACUCGCUUGGCAAUAAGCUGUCGAAGCAGCGCGAUUAUGAAUGGAUUUUUCUCUGUGUUAUCUUUUUCAUAUUUGCUGGUGGUCUUGGCAACAUUCUCGUCUGCUUGGCUGUGGCGCGUGAUAAAAAAUUACAAAAUGUUACAAACUACUUUCUAUUCUCGCUAGCGAUAGCCGAUCUACUAGUCAGCUUGUUCGUGAUGCCGCUGGGUGCAAUACCGGCGUUUUUGGGUUACUGGCCGCUCGGCUUUGUGUGGUGCAACAUUUAUGUAACCUGUGAUGUGCUGGCCUGUUCGUCGAGUAUAUUGCAUAUGUGUUUCAUCAGCCUUGGUCGUUACUUGGGCAUACGAAAUCCGCUGGGAUCGCGACACCGCUCAACUAAACGGCUAGCUGGCAUAAAAAUCGCCAUCGUUUGGGUGAUGGCCAUGAUGGUGUCGAGCUCGAUUACAGUUUUGGGCCUCGUUAACAAGCAUAAUAUCAUGCCAGCGCCGAACAUUUGUGUCAUUAACAAUCGCGCUUUCUUUGUCUUUGGUUCGCUUGUGGCUUUCUACAUUCCUAUGCUGGUGAUGCUCACUUCCUAUGCUUUGACAAUACCGCUGCUGCGCAAGAAAGCACGCUUUGCCGCUGAGCAUCCGGAAAGCGAACUCUUUCGGCGUUUGGGUGGUCGCUUUACAAUACGACCGCAACAUAGCCAGCAGCAGUUGCAACUACACAACAAUAGUAGCUUUCGCAGCAGUAAUAAUAGCCACACUAGCUACAGCAAGUACUGUGUCAGCGACAACAAUCGCAAUUUCAGCGCCAAUAAUCAUGGCAGCAAUGAUGUCGGCAAUAGAGACAAUGGUGAUUAUGACAAACAACGGGCGCAUGGCUUGCGGCAUACAAACAAUUCGAAUUACACAAAUGGCGGCGGCGGUGGCAAUGCUGCAGCCGGCGGCGGUGGUGGCAUCUUUGGCGGCACAUUCCUAAAUUGUCGCACAAGUUUUCGACGCAGCACUAUACGCCAUUCAUCUUCGUCAUCUGUACGCAUCAAAUCUCCACCGCGUGACGCCAGCCGACUGAUGCAAUCACAAUCAGCGCAACAUAGUAGCUAUUGGCGUUCGCACGGCAAUCCAAACAUAAUGGAUAGUCAUCCCAAUCGCCGCGCAUCGGUGCGUGUAAGCGCCUCCCAACCGCAACUCGGUUACACAACGAACGGCAGUACCGCUGGAAAUGCCAUGGUUGUUGGCAGUGGAAGCGGCGGUGGCCUACGAAAGGAUGUCAUUAGCAGUAUCAGUGGUGGUACGGCUAACAACAAUAGCAGUAGUAGCGCAUUGUUGCCACUACAGCAACAACAACAACAACAACAACAGCACGGCAGCACUUGUGAGCAAAGCACCCAAACGCCGGAAUCCAUAAUGCGCGAAACGCGUCGCCACAAACUGAAAUCAUUCAAAUUCUCGCUGAACAAUGUCACAACGCCAACAUUGAAUUUACGUUUCCUGAACAAUCGCAACAAACGCAAUAGUCUAUCUGCUAAUGCUGUAGCGACCGAGCAGAAAGCUACUAAGGUCCUCGGCCUCGUCUUCUUCACCUUUGUUCUCUGUUGGUCGCCAUUUUUCAUAUUGAAUAUCAUUUUUGCCGCUUGCCCCGAAUGUCAAGUGCCCGAACAUGUGGUGGAUACUUGCCUCUGGCUCGGUUAUGUCUCAUCAACAAUUAAUCCCAUCAUUUAUACAAUUUUCAAUCGAACAUUUCGCGCGGCCUUCAUUCGUCUACUCAAAUGCAAUUGCGAACGGUAA